CCGUGCCGAUUCUGGUUUCGUAAGCGUGUUCAUUGCAAAGGUCCCAGUUACGAGGGCGUUAUAUAUUUUCCACAUUACUACAAUACAAAAUUACCAUAUUAUAUUUAUAUUGAAUUGAUUUUCUCUAGUCCUUAAUCUCGUAGAUAAUUUAUUGCUACUACCGUGUUAUGUGUUAUAACGAGACUCACGCACAAGGAUAUUUUCCUUUUGAGAUUUUCAAAGCGAAAUUCAUCGGUUGGGACGAAGUUAUAGCCGUAGAUUUCACUCGUACGGCCCAAUCUGUCCGUAAGACGGGCGCUGACUUGACCCAAUGGGCCCGAAAGCAAGAGACGAAAGCGGAUUUGUACGCGCUGUUCAUGCCCAGGCAGCCUCCCAUGCCUGCGCAAGAGGCCAUGCAAUUGGCCGAUGAGUGGAAUGAGGACCUGGAGGCCAUGGAAGCAUUGGUAUUGGAUGGGAAAAAGUUUGUUAAGUUGCCACAGGAGGAGAUGGGCACGUUCUAUUCGCAGGACUGUUACGUUUUCCUAUGUCGUUAUUGGAUGCCAGUGCCUGAUGACGUUGACGAUCCUUCAUCACAUGUUGCAGAUGACGAUGCCGAUGAUUUCCAAUGGGUUUGUUACUUCUGGCAAGGGCGAGAUGCCUCCAAUAUGGGGUGGUUAACCUUCACAUUUACGCUCCAGAAAAAAUUCAAGGCACUGUUUGGUGACAAGUUAGAGGUAGUACGGACUUAUCAGCAACAAGAAAACAUGAAGUUCCUUGCCCAUUUUAAGCGAAAAUUCAUUGUGAAACGUGGUAGCCGACGAAAGAGCAAGGAAGAAAAACCUCAGGUUGAAUUUUAUCAGAUGAGAUCAAAUGGCAGUGCUUUAUACACAAGAUUGGUACAAAUACAGCCAGAUGCUUCUCUGCUGAACUCUGCUUUCUGCUAUAUCUUGAAUGUACCUUUCGAACAAGAUGAUUCUGGUAUAGUAUAUGUCUGGAUAGGCUCAAAGUCUGAUCCAGAUGAAGCAAGAUUGAUUCAAGAGAUAGCCGAGGAAAUGUUCAAUAGUCCGUGGGUCACAUUACAGGUAUUAUCAGAAGGCGAAGAACCCGACAAUUUCUUCUGGUUAGGGCUUGGCGGAAAGAAGCCUUAUGAAAAAGAUGCAACUUUCAUGGAAUACACAAGACUUUUUAGGUGUUCAAAUGAAAAAGGUUACUUUAGUGUUUCAGAAAAAUGCUCAGACUUUUGUCAGGAUGACUUGGCAGAUGAUGAUAUUAUGAUUUUGGACAAUGGAGAACAAGUUUUCCUAUGGCUGGGUGCAAAUUGCAGUGAAGUCGAAAUUAAGCUAGCAUAUAAGUCUGCACAGGUUUACAUUCAACAUUUGAGGGCCAAACAACCCGAGAAGCCAAGAAAAUUGUUCCUCACGUUGAAGAAUAAGGAAUCAAGAAGGUUCACAAAGUGCUUUCAUGGUUGGGGCACUCAUAAGAGACCUCCUGAGUAAUCCUUUGUUAUUUUUACCUUUAUUUAUUCUAUUUAUUACUAAUUUUAUUUUUGAGAAAAUUUUAUACGAUGAACUAAAUUUUAUAAUUGAAAAAGCAAAGUAUUUCCACACCCUUUUAUGCAACGGAUUUUUUUAAUUUGAUGUUUCUAACAUACAUACCUUACAUUCACUUUUUACAUAUAAAUGAUUCAUCUUGUUGAAAGUCUACAUUUGGUGUAAUCUAACCAUACUUCAAGAUUUUUUUGAAGGUGCUGUGAUCUGUGAUGUAAAUGCUUUUACCUUGUAACUGCAAAUGUGUUUGUAAAUUUUAUCAUUAUCGAAAAUCAAUCAAUAGUACUCAUGUUACAGUAUAUUUAUUUAUAAUCUUAUAAUUUGUGAUUACUAGGCGUUUUCUUUAAGAUAUAACAUAGUUGUAUGAUAAACAUGGUACAUGACAGCUUGUAAAAGGCUUCGAAAGAAUAAAAAUACCUAUGAAUGC
Molecule: messenger RNA, 1953 nt
Organism: Acanthoscelides obtectus
Lineage: Eukaryota; Metazoa; Arthropoda; Insecta; Coleoptera; Chrysomelidae
Source: the annotation of a GenBank genome assembly